Messenger RNA from Nyctereutes procyonoides (raccoon dog), 3293 nucleotides. It is a transcript of the gene ASB4, whose product is annotated as ankyrin repeat and SOCS box containing 4. The transcript has 5 exons. Bases 1 to 1284 code for a protein of 427 amino acids. Lineage: Eukaryota; Metazoa; Chordata; Mammalia; Carnivora; Canidae. Gene Ontology annotation, biological process: intracellular signal transduction. Gene Ontology annotation, molecular function: protein binding. The record is from RefSeq and is a predicted model, not a curated record.
AUGGAAGAAGGCACCGCUACCCCUAUUACUAAAUCUGCAGCUGCCAAGUUAGUUAAGAAAAAUUUCCUUGAGGCUCUAAAGUCAAAUGACUUCGGAAAAUUGAAGGCCAUUUUAAUCCAAAGGCAAAUAGAUGUGGACACAGUGUUUGAAGUUGAAGAUGAGAAUAUGGUUUUGGCAUCUUAUAAACAAGGUUAUUGGUUGCCUAGUUAUAAAUUAAAGUUUUCCUGGGCAACAGGCCUGCACCUGUCUGUCUUGUUUGGUCAUGUGGAAUGUCUUCUGGUGCUGCUGGACCACAAUGCUACAAUCAACUGUAGACCCAAUGGGAAAACCCCUCUUCAUGUGGCAUGUGAAAUGGCCAACUUGGAUUGUGUUAAGAUCCUCUGUGACCAUGGAGCAAAGCUCAAUUGCUACUCCCUAAGUGGACACACAGCCUUACACUUCUGUACAACUCCUAGCUCCAUUCUCUGUGCCAAGCAAUUGGUUUGGAGAGGGGCCAAUGUGAACAUGAAGACCAACAACCAGGAUGAGGAGACGCCCUUGCACACAGCUGCCCACUUCGGCCUCUCAGAGCUGGUGGCCUUCUACGUGGAGCAUGGGGCCAUCGUGGACAGCGUGAACGCCCACAUGGAGACUCCACUGGCUAUCGCAACCUACUGGGCCCUCCGCUUUAAGGAGCAGGAGUACAGCAGAGAGCACCACCUCAUCUGCCGCAUGCUGCUGGACUACAAGGCCGAGGUUAACGCCAGGGAUGAUGACUUCAAAUCUCCGCUGCACAAGGCAGCCUGGAACUGUGACCACGUGCUCAUGCACAUGAUGCUGGAGGCCGGCGCCGAAGCCAACCUCAUGGACAUCAACGGCUGUGCUGCCAUCCAGUAUGUGCUGAAGGUCACCUCUGUGCGCCCGGCCGCGCAGCCUGAGAUCUGCUAUCAGCUGCUCUUGAACCACGGGGCUGCUCGCAUAUACCCUCCACAGUUCCACAAGGUGAUACAGGCUUGCCAUUCUUGUCCCAAAGCAAUCGAAGUUGUAGUCAAUGCCUAUGAACACAUCAAGUGGAAUGUAAAGUGGAAAAGAGCUAUCCCUGAUGACGACCUGGAGAGAUACUGGGAUUUUUACCACUCUCUCUUCACUGUGUGCAGUAACUCUCCAAGGACUCUCAUGCAUUUAUCGAGAUGUGCCAUUCGAAGAGCAUUGCACAACAGAUGUCACAGAGCAAUUCCUUUGCUUUCCCUCCCAUUGUCAUUGAAAAAGUACUUGCUUUUAGAGCCAGAGGGAAUCAUUUAUUAAACCUUAUGAGACAGAGGUUCCCAAUCCUAGAUAUUUAAGUGGACUCACCGGGUAGACACAGUUUGCAUAAAUAAAAUGGUACUUGGGUUGAUUAUAACACUUCAGGGAUUUCAAAACACUUGACAAACUCUGUCAUUAAUCCUAGGGUAGCAUGGUGAGGGGAAAUAAACAGGAAGUAAAGUUAAGGAAUUCUCAAAAACAAGAAUGUGCUCAGAAGGUACUGACAACAGUAAUAACUGAUGUGUAUAGUGUUUUUACUUGGUGCCUGAUAUAUUUUUGUAAAACUUUUCAUAUAUCAUCUCAUCUGAAAUGGGACCCAGUUUUUCUUACAAUCUCAUUCUCUCCCUUAUCAGUAAUAAGUUUAUAUUACUGUUCAGAUGCCAAAAUCAUAGGCUUUGUGAUUGGCCUCUUAAUCUCAGGGGUUCCCUCCUCAACCCCCCUUCCGUACACCGUUACCACUUAGCAGAGAUUAUUGUCACUAGUUUUGCAAACUCCUAUCCCCACUCGAAGCUCUUCUGCUUAUUUUUGGUGAAGAGAGCAGAUGAGCCUAGUCAAAACAAGGAGAUCUUGGAGUUAAAGUAGACACGAAAAACCAAGACUGGUCCACUUAAUAGUCAAAGAAUGGACAUUUCAACAUACGCUUGUUGAGCCAGAGACUGGAGAUGCAAUGAUGAAUCUAAAGCGAGGACUCCUGCCCUCCAGAAUCUCACGAUUUAGCAGAGGAUCCGGACAUACAAGCAGGAAACUGCAGUGUCAAGCGUCAGGGGCAAGAGUACAGGUGCAGACUCAUUUUUAGUGCGUGCGUUUCAGAGUCGUGUUUCUGACCUGAAGUGUGAUUUUCCUUUUAAGCAUGAAUAUAAAGAGUGAAGGGAUUCUGUGACAUAGAGGGAGCUCCUGGUGCUGUUAGUGUAAAUGUAUUCACUUUCAGUUUCUCCAAACAUCACAUCAAGAAACUCUUUUAUUUUAGUAUGAUUUUCUGUUUAUAGUACUCCCCUUGGGAAAAUAUUUGCACACUCAAUGGCUCCCAUAGAUUUGAUAAGAAAGUUUAAUGAGAUGUGUACAAGGAAGCGUGCAAAGGGAAGAACUCAAGUUGAUUGCUUGGGCUCAUGGAGUAAUAGGCUGACAUUUCAGAGCAUUUUAGCUGGAAGAUAAGGAGCACUUGACUAGCAAUGGCUGGCUACCAAAAGAGCAAAUAGAAAGACUUUUUGAAAAUGGUAGAAUUUUGAGAAACUUGGAAAGAUAAGUGUGUCAAUCAGGCUUGUUACUAGUUUGCUGAACGUGACAUGUAGCUGAUUAACCUCUGGACCUCAGGGUUUAUGAGGCCAACUGGUCUUCGAUUUUUUGUUCUUGCUAAUCACUCUUAAGUGAGCUCAUUGCCUCUUAGUGUCGCUCUUUCAGAGGCGAGAGUGAAAGUAAUUAAGCACAAACAAAUCCAUUUGCCAGGUGUGAGCAGGUUUCUUUUACUUGUGUGAUUCUUCAUCUUAUUUAACUUUAGAAGCUUGAGUUUUGAGUAGAGAUGAUGUCAAAUAUUCCACCCGCCCACCACCUAGGCCAUGCUUCUAAACUGGGAUUCUCAUAGUCCCGGUGCCCUGUAGGAAAAGUAAUGGGUAGAUACAAUAAUCUUUCUGAUUUUCUUCAGUCUUUCUCAAAUAUUUUGAGAGACCUAAUUUGUACUAAAACAAAUUUGUACUAUAUUGUAGAAGAGGAUGCUGAAUUUGUAUAAACGAUUCAUAUAAAAACAUUGGUCCUUCAAAAAAUUGUAGCAAGUGGUGUUUGGGACACAUCCUAGAAUACUGGGCAGAAGUGCAUGCUCCCCUCUCCUUUGGGAAUAUUCUGGCUGAAAAACUUGUGAUGCACUGUCUUUGUCAAUAAAACCUACUCUAAGGACAAAGGGAGAGAAUGUUCCUUGCGUUAGGAAAUGUUUCUCCAUCUGCUUGCUUGUGCUUAAACAUUGUAUGCUAAUUAGCACAUAAUAUAUGCCUACUUGUUUUGAAUUGUUUACUCAUGAA